AUGGACGAGUUCGUGAUCGUAUUCCUGCUGACAAUACGCGAUUUCGACUUUACUUGCGCGGAUCUGAAACCCAACAAGACGCCUCGAGCAGAGUGGAAUAAUCUGGAUCUGACAUUCGGCGAUCGCGCCUACCAGGAAUUUGUUUUCGAGGCCAAACCACGAGAUGGCAUGCCGAUGACCAUUUUGCAAGUACCAUGGGGCUCCGCAUGCGGCUCGGGUACAAUCUUGGCUGCCGUAUGCCUCUGGGCCAAGCAUCGGGAGUGGCUUCGGACACAAGACUGGCUCGGCGCUCGGAAAUAA
This is a messenger RNA of Alternaria arbusti, 300 nucleotides long. RefSeq lists its product as uncharacterized. NCBI's taxonomy places the organism in Eukaryota, Fungi, Ascomycota, Dothideomycetes, Pleosporales, Pleosporaceae. The record is from RefSeq and is a predicted model, not a curated record. The transcript is spliced from 2 exons. Bases 1 to 300 code for a protein of 99 amino acids.